CAGUAGUAGUCGUCGCCGUCGUCGUCGUCGUCGUCGCCCGGAUCGUCGCACGUAAUCGCACCAAGUCGGUACAAGGAUAAUCCGUCACGUUCGUUCGUUCGUUCGUUCAUCGCGUCGAGGAAUGAGCGAUCGGUGCCCGGUCGAUUCACGCGAGAGGACGACGAGAUCGUGGAUCGUCGCGUCGUCGGUGUCAACGGUGUGAGCGGUGUGUUUCGCCGACGGCGAGGAAGAGAAUCCACUUGGUUUUCUUCUCUUAUUCAUUUUUUAUUCGCGAUUGUCGCGUUGUUUCAACGUGCGGAGAGUGGAAAAAGGGCGGUUAAAACGCACCAAGUGUUGGUGACUAUGAGUGCGUGACGGUGCGAGCGUCUAUACUCGAGCACCCGCGCGACUAUCUUCCGGCCACAGGUGCGCGAUCAGCGAGACGGACCGGUCGUUCCGGGAUGGAUAGCCGUCGCGUCGUGGCGUCGCGACCGGCGAUCGUUUGGUCGACGAUCGUCGUCGUCGUCCUUUGCACGUUGCUGGAUACGGUGCACGGGCGUAGCAUCACGAGUCUCGAGGCGCCGAGCGGUUGCGAGUGGAGAAAGGACGACGGCGAAGACGGGGAGCAGGAGCUCGUCUGCGGAGUGAGAACGAUCGCGGACGUGCCCGGUCUCAUCGGCAAUCUCUCGACGAUACAAACGGACUCGGUGACGUCCCUGGGAUUGGAAUGCAGCGACGAGACGCUCUACGAGGGCCAGCUCGACGGCUUCCUGCCGUCGUUGCCGCGUCUCGCCAAGCUGCGCGUCGAUUCUUGCAAGAUCCGGUAUCUGCCGGGCGGCGUGUUCGCGUCGGUGCACAAUCUCCGAGGUUUAUCUCUGCGGACGCGCAACGGCGAUUUGUCGACUAUGACCCUGGAUCUGAAUCGCGACGCGCUCCGCGGCCUGACAAGCCUGCAGCAUCUCGAUCUCGCCGACAACAAUCUGUGGACGCUGCCGUCGGAGCUGCUCUGCCCGGUUCAACAGAGUCUCGCGUGGCUGAAUCUAACGCGCAACAAGUUACAGGACAUCAGGUCUCUCAAUUUCUCCGAUCUAACCAAGUCGUGCGCGAUCCUACUCGAGGUCCUCGAUAUCAGUAAUAACGACCUCAGUGCCUUGCUCGACGGCGCUCUCAGCAGCCUGCAUAGUUUGAGCGUGCUGAAGGUACAGGAGAACGCGAUCGCCGCCGUGGGCGAUCACGCUCUGGCCGGUCUCGAGUCCCUGCGUGUCCUCAACAUGUCCAGCAACCGACUCGUCGCAUUGCCACCCGAAUUGUUCGCCGAGACGAAGGAACUGCGAGAGCUGAUACUCAGCAACAAUUCCCUCGCGGUAUUAGCGCCCGAAUUGUUAGACAGUCUCGAGCAACUCCACGAUUUGGAUCUCAGCGGUAACGAGCUGACGAGCCACUGGGUGAAACGGGGAACCUUCUCGCAACUGAUUCGUCUCGUUAAUCUCGAUCUAUCGUUCAACGCCCUCACGAGGAUCGACGCGUACGUCUUCAAGCAUUUGACAAAUCUGCAGAUCCUGAAGCUCGAGCAUAACAAUAUCGACACGCUGCUCGACGGCUGUUUCGCCUCGCUCGUCAAUUUGCAUACGCUGACGUUGUCUCACAACAAGAUCGUCAGAUUCGAACCGGCGUACACGAUCGGCCCCGGCGCGCUUCAGCAGCUCUUCCUAGACAGCAACAGGCUGCGCAGCCUGCACAGACAUGUGUUCGCCAAUCUCACGGAUCUUCAGGAUCUUUCUCUGAGCGGGAACGCAUUGGCGGAGGUACCCUACGCGGUCCGUGUGUUGAGAUCGCUCAAGACCCUCGAUCUUGGCAACAAUCGCAUAUCGAGGAUCGACAACGACUCGUUCGCCGGCUUGAACGAGCUCUACGGAUUGCGAUUGGUAGACAACAAGCUGGAGAAUGUAUCGCGCGAGGCGUUCGCGUCCUUGCCGGCGUUGCAGGUACUCAAUUUGGCAAACAAUAUCAUUCGUCACGUAGAACAGAGCGCCUUUUCCGCUAAUUCGGUGUUGCGCGCCAUAAGAUUGGACGGAAAUAAAUUGACGGAGAUUCGCGGCGCCUUCACGAGUCUCUCGACUCUUGUCUGGCUGAACGUGUCAGAUAAUAAGUUGCUGUGGUUCGACUACAGUCAUCUACCGACCAGCAUAGAAUGGCUGGACAUACACGCCAAUCAGAUAAGCGAGCUAGGCGAUUACUACGUGCUGCGCAACACGUUGCGAAUAAAAAUGCUGGACGCCAGUUACAAUCUCAUCACCUCCAUCACGGAGGCAAACGUGCCGGACGGCGUGGAAACGCUGUUUCUGAACAACAAUCGAAUACGAAGCGUCGCGGCUGGUACGUUUCAACAGAAAUCAAAUCUCGACAAGGUGGUGCUUUAUGGCAACGAAAUCAGGAAUCUGGAGAUCGGCGCCCUGACUCUGCAAACAGUGCCGGACGACCGAAAGCUUCCUGCGUUUUACAUCGGUAAUAACCCCAUCCUCUGCGAUUGCACCAUGGAAUGGUUGCCGCGGAUCAACGAGAUGGCCCGGCCGCGGCAGCAUCCUCGCGUCAUGGAUCUCGACGCUGUCACGUGCGACAUGGUGCACGCACGCGCCACGCCGCGACGUCCGUUGCUCUCCCUGAAGUCCAAAGACUUUCUCUGCCGAUACGACGCACAUUGCUUCGCCCUCUGUCAUUGCUGCGACUUCGACGCGUGCGAUUGCGAGAUGACCUGUCCGGAUAAUUGUUCGUGCUAUCACGAUCACAGCUGGUCCAGCAACGUCGUCGAUUGCUCCAACGCCGGAUACAAGCGCGUGCCCGAGCGAUUGCCCAUGGACGCGACGGAGAUCUACCUGGACGGUAACGAGCUCGGCGAUCUCGGCAGCCAUGUUUUCAUCGGCAAACGUCGUUUGGAGGUACUGUAUCUCAACAACAGCGGUAUCGCCGCGAUACACAAUCGUACGUUCAACGGCGUCGAGGCGCUGCGCGUCCUCCAUCUCGAGGACAACGCGCUACGGGAACUGCGGGGCUUCGAGUUCGAUCAGCUCGAUCACAUGUCGGAACUGUAUCUAGAUCACAACGCCAUCGCUACGGUGGGUAACACGACCUUUAAGAAGAUGCAUAAUCUCAAGACGUUGCGACUCGACAGCAACCGCAUCGUCGAUUUUCGGCCGUGGGAGGCCUUGCCGAGCAUCGGCGGCGGUACGAGAGUCGCGCUCGAGGGUAACGCCUGGAGUUGCGAGUGCGGGAAUGCCGCUCGAUUACGCGCCUGGCUCGCGGAGCAUCGCGGCGAUCCGGACAAGAUGUACUGCCGCGACGGCGUCGAGACCCUCGCCCAGGCUAUGGUGCGAUGCGGCGACCCGUCCACGGAGGCUGUGAGUCGCGGUAUCCAGGAGAUCCCGCUGUUAGGCAGUAACUUUGUGCCAUUGCUCGCUGGUGCGCUGGUAGCCGUAAUCGCCAUUUGUCUGUUCGUCGCCUUGGCCUUCGUCUUUCGUCAGGAUGUACGGCUCUGGGCCCACGCGCGUUACGGUCUACGGCUCGGCAAAAUGGCGACGCCGCCCGACGAAGAGAGGGACCGACUAUACGAUGGCUACAUCGUCUACAGCGAACGCGACGAGGACUUUGUCUCCAGAUUCCUCGCGGCCGAGCUGGAGCAGGCCGGCCUGGCGCUUUGCUUACACUGGCGUGACCUGCCGCCGGCCAGACCGCAGGAGGCGCUGCCGCCAGCCGCGGCCGCCGCCAGGCGCAUCGUCAUCAUCUUCUCGCCGGUAUUCCUGGCGAACGAGUGGCAGCACGUCGAGUUUCGCGCCGCUUUGAGAACCGCGCUGGAGAACAUCAGGCCGGCGUCGCGGAAGCGCCGAGUGUUGAUCCUGUUGGCCACCGAGACGCCUACCCGGGACCCGGAGUUGCAGCUGCUGCUGCAGACGUGCACGGUGGUGGUCUGGGGCGAAAAGAGGUUCUGGGAGAAGCUUAGAUUCGCCAUGCCGGACUCGGUCGACAAGCGGCAGCGCGACAGCAAGAAGGUCAACGACCGCAAUCGCACGCCGACACGAUACACCGCGGCGCCGUCCGUCGCCGUGGACGUGUGGACCAAGCCCAAUGGCGUCCUGGUCGCGCCGGUGCAUCACGCGCCCACGCCGACGCCCACGCAGUCCACCUACGUCAGCUCGGCGUCCAGCCGCACCGAGGACGAGGACAGCGGCGCGGAGCAUCAGCACCAUCAGCACCAUCCGCAUCAUCAGCACGGUUACAGUACGCUUCACGCCGGUAACGGCCGGCCGGCCAGUCUCUUCUCCAGGGGCAGUCAUCUAUACAGCACGAUACCGGAACCGCCGGUGGUGCCCACCGCGCCUCCCGGGGAGGCCCUCGCCCCGGCGCAUCCAGGCAAUCCGCGUACUUACUUCGUCUAGCGCAGAAGGGCGGCGAUCGUGCUCCGAUCCGGCAGGAGAUAGACCGCAAAUCUCGCUCUCUUCCCCUCUAUCUUCCACUUUUCCGGUCGUCUCGUUUCCGGUACCCGCUGAGAUGCGAUCGCCCGGCCGUGUCGCGACGAGUUCUCUCGUUCUCGCGAGGAAAUCGGAAUGUAAAAAAUUUCUCAGCUCGUCAGGAUGUACGGCCGAACUUGUAUAGCGUAUUUCCCGGUAUUACUCGGUCGUCGCUCAGCUAACGCUGAGGAGACGCUUCUGCAUCUCGAUCGAAUCGAUCGAAAUGUGAAUCGCUCGACGCUGCCGUUUGACGACGGCAUUUCCCGGGAUCAAACGGGUGAUCCGAACGCGCGCGAUACGCGCGCCUAGUAUUAUAUACGUAAACGAAAUUGAUUCGAUGCCUUGUGCUUAUUAUCAAUGUAACGACGAUGUAGAUUUAACGGCUUGUGACCUUUCCUUUUCGAAAAACGAGACGAGACGCGAUAGUCGCUCUUCAUUCCAUUCUCGCGGUAUCUACUUUUUCAUAUCGUUGCGCAACGUUCUUCCAAGUCACGACCAAAUACUUACCACGUUUCGAACUUCUUGCUCGCAGAACUCGCGAGUUUCGACGACGCGGUUUGCUUUCCUCUCGUUUAAGUCUUAUAAAUAAUGACGCGAUAUCGAUGAGAAUCUAGAUUCUACAUUUCUGCGUUUUUAUUUUUACUUAUAACGAGCGAGCCUUAUAGUCUCGCACGUAUAGUUAAGGUACGACUAUUAGUUCACUUUUGUACAUACAUAUCUCUAUCAUUCUAAUAAAUUUUCGCGCGAAUCUCCUGCGCGCGUCCCUUCGUUGAUUAAUUUAUUUCGUCAAAUCAUGAUAAAUCGUCGAGACCCGAAAGCGGGUCGCGAUCGAGCGAAUUUUGUUUCAUCGCGAUCGAUGGAUAUCUAAUUUAAAGUCAUUUUGCCAUUCAAUCCCUUUCGCAAGCGAGUUCUUUCGUUUAGAAUCGUGCUGUUUCGAUUUGCAUUAAUUGGCAUAACUGUCCGCAAAUUCACCAAUAGGAUUAUUUGUUGUGGCUUGCACAAAUACGAUGAAUUACAUAUACACCUGUGAAUAACGAUGAUAAUGAUGAUGAGUGAAUGUAUCCGGCAGCUGACGCACAACGCGAUCAUUUUGCGAAUAUUAAUUAUUUUCUUUUUGUUCCUAAAGCAUCUUUUUCAUAACAAACAGCAUACGCGAAACGAUUGCAACAACAAUAUCAGAACGGUAUUACAAAGGAUAAAAAAGAGUAAAAAGUGUUCUCUUUAUCUAAAUAUUUAUUUCAAAUACGCUUGGAUGGACGCAUUUAUUUUAUAUCCUACACGUGAUACUUUAUAUUGUUAUUUUAUUAGCGAUAUAACGGUAUUAUAUGCGUUUGACAACUUAAUUGCGAAUAUUUAUAUCUUUUUUUUUUUUUUUGUCAAUGCUCGAAUAACAUUACGCGCGAGAGAAGCGAAGCAAUACAUACAUACGUGCACAAUAUAUACGAAUAUUGUAUUUUUCGUCGCUUUUCAGUUCACAUCCAUUUGAUUUUUAAAUGGGCAUCGAAAUAUCGAAGGAAUCAUGUUUAUAUGGUAGAGAUUGCGAGCCGCAAAACGUACGUGAAACAUUGUCGAGUAAUAAUUUCCAACAGUUAAAAUGUGAAGAUAGCGCACGUGUACGAAAAUAUAUUUUCUCUCGUAUUAUAGGACUCAAAAUUUUACGAUAAAGUUCCUCGCGCACACUGACACUUCUUUGGAACCGGCCCGAGGUGCAUCAUCCUAUGCCACUCUUGUCGUUCGCUCGUCGAUCGCCCGUCACGGGAUUGACAGCGAAUCGUCAAGUGUUAAAUGACAGAAAGGAAACAAGCAGACGCCUCGUGAGAGUUUGUUCCUAAAGAUUCACGACUGUCUUGAUAAAGUAACGGUCGCAUAACGCUUAUUAGUCAGUAAGUGAACUCUCUGUAAAUAUUGUAUCUAAUUUUGUAAAUAUUCAUGCACAUUUCCGAGCACACACAUACACACACAUACAUACACCUACACACACACACAAACACAUCCCAAAGACCAGCGCUGCGUACGUUACUGGUCGUGGAUACGUCUGAGCUAUAAUCGCGCGUUUAGGAGUGUAUAAUUCUAAUUAAUAUUAUAUUGUUGUAAAUACGCUCAUCGGAAUCACACGCAUUAUAUAUUCACAGCCUGUUAAAUACGUAUUAAAUUAAUUGCAACUUUCCAUUUCAGCAAAGAACCAUGAAAAUAAACACGUUUGUUUUAUAAAAAAAAAAAAAAA
Molecule: messenger RNA, 6705 nt
Organism: Formica exsecta
Lineage: Eukaryota; Metazoa; Arthropoda; Insecta; Hymenoptera; Formicidae
Product: toll-like receptor Tollo
Exons: 1
Coding region: 441-4409 (1322 amino acids)
Biological process (GO): signal transduction
Molecular function (GO): protein binding
Source: RefSeq, a predicted model, not a curated record